Varroa destructor (honeybee mite) is the source of this 3371-nucleotide messenger RNA. RefSeq lists its product as uncharacterized. NCBI's taxonomy places the organism in Eukaryota, Metazoa, Arthropoda, Arachnida, Mesostigmata, Varroidae. The record is from RefSeq and is a predicted model, not a curated record.
UGUAAACAUUUUACUAUCAGUAUGCUUCUCAUGGAGUAGUUUUUCUCAGUCGUCUGGAUGAGAGAAAGAAGUAACCACAAAAAUUUAUUUUCGGUAGAAAUUGAAGCUUUUUGUUAAACCCUUACAGAGAAGUAGCAAGGAGCAAAUGAUUUGUUAACGAUAAGCCGUCGUAUUACUCACACUUCUAACAGACUUCUAGCAGCUCGAACUACUUGAAAGUUUGAUCACUUGGUUAUGGUACUUUCAGCAAAUCUACAAUAACUUUUUUUAUCAUAUUUAGUGUUCGGUCUAAGUCUUGCUGAACUCGCAGCACUCUUCACUCGCAUACUCCUACCAGAUCUAGUUGCGGUGACUUUGAAACCAAAUAGCGGACAAAAUUCCCAAAUGUAAUAUGCAACAUAGAACAAAGCAGAAAAUUAGCCCAAGACAGAUGAAUGCUCCAGUUGUUCGCCCAUGAGUUGAUGUGCAUGCGGUACACUUACUGUCACUGUGUCAUUGUGCUCUCCGCAAGCUCAAGGAAUUACGUAAGUUGGAUUCAAAGCAGGCGGGAUAUAUUGUUAGCCACCAAUGAGCGCAUAACACAUCAUAGAGCCAACUUUUGCCGUGUGAGCUCGCUUGAACUUGUAGCGUGUCUUCGAGCUUAAUUUGUGCAAGAAUCAGGGUUGUGAACGUAUGGAGACAGCAGAAAGUUACCAUGGAUGAGUUAGGCAUACUAGAUGAUGGGUUACUUCUAGUUGAUGGCGUAAAUGAGUUCCUCGAAGAAAAUCCUCGAAACUCUAGCCACGAAAUGGUGGAAGUUCUUUCGACGACAGUUGAGAGCGCCUCAGAGUCGACGGACUCCGACGAAACAGUGAACAGUGUACAAAGUAACGAAAUAUGGAGUCGAUGCGCGGGUAAUGGAAAUGCCACAAAUGAAGUUGGUGAAGAAAGCCGAAAAAAUCUUUACGAAGGAAAGUAUCGGAUCGAACGGGAAACGCUGUUAUCAACGGACCGAGAGCGUGGAUUUCUAACUGCAAUAUUUGGGUCGGCAAAUCUUCAUAAGCUCUGGUUUCCUAUUAAGCCCGAUCAGUUGCCUUCAACGGAAGACGCGCUGAGCAAUUAUCUUAUAGAGAAUCUUAUACCGACCGAGUUGAACAGAUUCUUUGCCCCCGCUGCGUGGUGCCAACUUAAAACUUUGGUAGAAAGAAAACGCCGAGCAUGGACCUGCCGUCUGUGUUCGAUCCCACGUAACCGCAACAUGAUGGAGUGUGAAGCAUGCCAUACCUGGUUUCACAUGUGCUGCGUGCAAGCCGUGCGAACGUCGACCUACGUGAGCUUCGACUCAUGGGUUUGCACUUAUUGCAUUGAAAGGAUGAAAAAAUGCAUUGUCGUUUUGCAUAAGCUUAGUGACUAGUAACGCUAUGCAGCAUUUGUUGUGGAUAUGCUAUUUAGUUUCCAUAGUAGGCUACAAUAAUGAUCUCAUUGCGAUAGCUAUCAGUCUGUAUUAGAUUUGAGCAAGCCCAUUGAUUUACGCUAUGCAUGAUAUGCCUGAUUAUUAUUUACAAUUGAAAGUUGCACAGAGAUACAAUAUCGUUGAGCUAAUUCUUCAGGGCACAGUCCCUAAAAUCGGCUUAUAGAUAUUGAUUAGGAGGAACUUUAGCGAGAGGAAGUUGUCUCAUUCAUUUAUUCUAACCAGACAGCUAAUGGAAACAGGCCUAAGUGGGAACGAUUUGUAUUCUUUAUCAGCAUUCUCAUUGUAGUCACUCUGUACAACCUUCUAUAUAUUUUACAAUUUUCAGGUCUCGUAGUGAUAUAUGUUAGGUUAUAUUCUUUUUGAGGAAUGCGAGCGAGGUAAAUAGCUAAGUGAAUCGCGACUUGUACAUACUGUCGAUGUUAUAGUAUGGCCACCAGUUAUAUAUCUUAUAAUGUAACGAAUUCGAUAAGUACAUCAGUUGUGUGUAUAGCAGUAACUGUUUGAAUACCCAGUUUCUUCGUACUUUCUUGACCAUGCAUCAUUUGCCUUGUGAUAAUGAAAUUAUUUUGUUUAUGAUUGGAUCGUACAUACAUUUCGAAAUUGUUUUUCUUGUAAAACACACAUUUGUAUUGUCUAGAUUGGAUAACGUCAAUUAGUACGGCAUACAUAAAGCAAUUUAUCGAUUUGUUAAGUAGUGUUUAUGAAAAUUAAAGUAGUAGAUUGGAUGAAAACCGUAGAACAACGCCUCUAUGAGAUAAAAUGACGUCCUUUAGGUGGUAUAUUUCCAUAGAAAGCAACUCCUUAUGCAAAUAGUGGGUUUCUUUUUACCACUUUUGAGAAAUGAAAUACUGUGUGUGGCUUAAGCUAUUUCGUAUAUAAUGUGCAAUUAAAAGAGGGCCUGCUUCGGUUACCCCCGAAUACGAAUAUUAAAUUGUCAUCUAAAACUCAAUGAGCACCUCUAGUAAAUAAAUGGACUGUCAAAACGAUUGCCUCUUUCUCAGUAUUCAUAUACGAGAUGCAGGCGUAUUGACGAGUUGUAUACAAAUAUUUAGAAUAGCUAUUUUUCUACCAAGCCAUCUAUUAUUCAAUUAUCAACUUUCGAAUUUUGCUGUUGGAAGUAUGUGCUCUGUGCGUGUCACACCGAGUUAUGUCCGAAAAUGCAAUAAUGUCCAACUAAUGCAGCUAAAACAGGGCAAGGAUAGCAAAAUCGGCAAUAGUGGUGCGUUCAAUCGUCACCUAUAUUUUGUAGGCAUAGAAAUAUACAAGAGUCUCGAUUGCGAUGUCAGGUGUGUUACACUUCGUAAAUCUCUGGUUAGAAUAUUGAAGUUGUAUCCUAAUUUAUACUGGUGUAAUAUAAAUGAUCACUGACUGGGGUAGAAAGAAAGUAAAUGAUCCAAAUGCAAAUACAGAAACUAUUGUACCAACGAUCUGGAAUGAUCUGUUGGUCGACUCCACAUCGGGUUUUAGGCAGAUUAAUCUAGAUUCAACUCUGUUUUAUUGCUUGUAGUAGGGCGACCCGUGUUAAAAAAAUCAUUAAGCAUGAAUUAUCUUGGGGACGGAUAGAACUAGAAACAUUGAUAUAUGGAGCUGCAACGGAAACAGAGCGAAUGCCUUAUAUCCUUAGCUAUACAUAACCUAGUCUCCAAAGCAUUAGAAAUAUGGCUAUGUUAAUACAAACAUAGACAGUUCGUAUAGAAAUGUAUGAAACUGUGAUUUAGUUAGUGACAAGCAAGAAGCCUUCAUUGGAACUUCGAACUUACGUAUGUAUAGUACAUACACAAAAAGAUCGAAUCUCUUACCAGUUUGUUACUUUCCAACAAAGUACUCCGCAAUAUUUUGUUGUCAACUGACACUGAUGUGAAAACAAGAGAUUUGAGUCAAUUUGAGAAAGUCAAUUAAAGUUUUUUUUUUAUAGAGG